AUGGCCAACGGACCUUACGCCUUCGCUCGCUUGGCGAAUCCCAGGUUGGCAAGUACCGCGGUGGUCAUCGGCGAGAUGUUCAUUCGAAGCCGAAAGGUGCAGCUCAAGCGACCGACGCAUUGCGAGCUCUCCCAGAAAUCUGCUCCACCCUUGGAUGUGAUCCGCCCUCCCCUGCUUCCUCCGCCGCCGCCGCGGACGCCGCCGCGGACACCGGAAACGCGGGUCCGACGUGGAAAGGGACCCGAGUUUCCGGCGCUGCCGAAGGCCCCGGCGCCUCCGCGUGAUCCGUGCGAGGCGCCGCCCACGCCGCCCAAGGUGCCGCUGAACCUUCGGCCGCGGGGAACGAUUCAACGCAUCUGGAUCGGAAACCUUCCAGGUCUCGAGAAGAUGUUGGAAAUGAUUGAUGAGGAGGAGGAAGAGAAGCAGGAGAACAAGGGCGAUGCCAUGGAGAUGAUGAAGCGCCUGGUGGAUCGCAAGGUGAACGAGUUGGCCAUGGAGAUGCCCAACUACGACUUGGAAGAUGGCCCUUUGACAAAGCGCGUCACGGUGCAUCCCACCGGAAGAUACGCCUUCAUCCGAGUCGUGGGGGACCAGGAGUUUGUGGAGGAAUUGCUGGAUGUCUUGGACGGCAAGGAUUUCCUGGGAAAGCCCCUUCGAGUCAAUUGGGCCCGUGAAAAGGAGGACUUCUGGUGGCAGAAGAAAUCGCGGCGUUCCACUCCUGGGAUCCCUCGCUAUGUUCUGCAGCUGCCCAAAGGUUUGCAGCAGCUCAUUGCACCAGAGGAGGCGAUGGAGAAAUUGAGGACAGAGGAAGUCGUCACGAACGUUGAGAAAGUCCAGGAGAUUGAUGAACUCUGA
Molecule: messenger RNA, 855 nt
Organism: Cladocopium goreaui
Lineage: Eukaryota; Dinophyceae; Suessiales; Symbiodiniaceae
Source: the annotation of a GenBank genome assembly